AGUACCGUUGUUUCAAAUCCCCUCUGCUCGAAGUGACGGGGGACCACGGUACAUCUAAUUAUUUAUAAACUCCCGUAAAGGAAGAAAGAUAAACAAAACAAUAGAGGGGAAUUUUGGAACUACACUUUGGGUUUGCAAAACAACGAAAAAGUGGAUAUGAUCCUAAUCGAAUGGACUUAAAGGAAAUUCUUCAGCAUCAGCUUCUGCUCUUCCCAUGGACACUAAAGUUUGUCAGUUCAGAAUGACUACUUCGCGUUGUCUUUGAACGAUGUGACACUGGACACAUUUUUGCAUUUUGGAGUUCUCGGACAACCUUAUUACGGGAAAAACUUUUUAGGAUAGACUUUGUGCUCGUUUCUUUCUUUUGGCUUUCUAUGGUAUUUUUUGGGAUGCGACCAGCGUAGACGAACUGACCAACUCUGCGCUCGCGGAAUUAUUUUUUAGGGUCAAAUCAUUUGAUUUAUUUUAACAUUUCAUCGGUGUUUUCCUGAUCGAUUUUAUGCGUUCCCGAGCCUUUCAUUCAUUUGGACACAUGGAGUGGAUGUUUUAAAACAAAUCACCUGGAUUACUGUGAAAUUAGGAACUUCGGACCAAAUCUGAACACUCGACUGUUUUGGGAAACCGAUGUGUAUAUAUUAAAUUGGGAGAUUAUGACGGAUCAAAAACGCACAAAUAUCUGAUUCACUUUUUGUUUUGCGGAUUACACAAACAGCCAAGGAAAACGCGACUUUUUGAACGAUGAAGGGGAGAGCUGUGGGAUUUGCGCUGUUUAUCACUGUUAUACACAUUUGCACAGGAUCCCGUCUGCGACAGGAAGACUACGCGCCCCGCAUCGUAGAACACCCCUCCGAUCUGAUCGUAUCCAAGGGCGAACCCGCCACCCUAAACUGCAAGGCAGAAGGGCGGCCCACCCCCACCGUGGAGUGGUACAAGGAUGGAGAACGAGUGGAAACGGACCGGGACAAUCCUCGAUCGCAUCGCAUGCUUCUGCCCAGCGGCUCUCUCUUCUUCCUACGUAUCGUACAUGGCCGUCGCAGCAAACCCGAUGAAGGCUCCUACGUCUGUGUGGCCCGUAACUACCUGGGAGAAGCGGUUAGCCACAACGCCUCUCUGGAAGUAGCUAUUCUUCGGGAUGAUUUCAGACAGAACCCUGUGGACGUGAUGGUAGCAGCGGGCGAACCAGCGGUCAUGGAGUGCAUGCCACCCCGCGGGCACCCAGAACCAACUAUUUCAUGGAAGAAAGACGGAGUCACUAUAGACGACAGGGAUGAGAGGAUCACGAUACGUGGAGGAAAACUGAUGAUCACCAACACCAGGAAGACGGAUGCUGGAAAGUACGUAUGCGUGGGAACCAAUAUGAUGGGGGAGCGAGAGAGCGAAAUCGCAGAGCUGACUGUUCUCGAGAGGCCAAGUUUUUUACGAAAGCCGAGCAGUCAGUCGGUUCUGGUGGACCAGAGCGUCGAGUUCAGGUGUGAAGCUCAAGGUGAUCCGGUGCCCACCAUCCGCUGGAGGAAAGACGACGGAGAGCUUCCUAAAGGACGACAUGAGAUCUGGGAGGACCACACUCUCAAACUGAAGAGGUUGACCUCGGGAGACGCCGGUACUUACACCUGUCAGGCGGAGAACAUGAUGGGGAAGACGGAAGCCAGCGCCUCGCUCACCAUCCACGUUCCUCCGGUGUUUGUGGUCCGACCCAGGAAUCAGGUGGUCGGGAUGGGGCGCACGGUGACCUUUCAGUGUGAAGCUACAGGAAGUCCUCAACCUGCUAUCUUCUGGCAGAAGGAAGGCAGUCAGAACCUCUUGUUCUCCUCUCAGCCUCCUCCUCCCUCCAGUCGGUUCUCUGUUUCUCAGACGGGCGACCUGACCAUCACCAUGGUGGAGCGUUCGGAUGGGGGUUAUUACAGCUGUCAGGCCCUGAACAUCGCCGGCAGUGUGAUCACCAAAGCUCUGCUGGAGGUCACAGAUGUAAUAUCAGAUAGACCUCCACCCAUCGUUCGCCAGGGUCCCACCAACCAGACCGUGUCAGUGGAUGGGACGGUGAUCCUGGGAUGCCAAGCCACAGGUACCCCGACUCCCACCAUCCUGUGGAGGAAGGAUGGGGUCCUGGUGUCCACCCAUGACUCUCGCCUCAAACAGCUGGACACGGGAGCGCUGCAGAUCCGUUACGCUAAGCUGGGAGAUACCGGCGUGUACACCUGCACCGCGUCCACCCCAAGCGGAGAGGCAUCGUGGAAGGCCUACCUGGAGGUGCAAGAGUUUGGUGCUCCGGUUCAGCCCGGCAGACCCACGGAUCCAAACCUCAUUCCCAGCGCCCCCUCUAAACCGGAUGUCACCGAAGUCAGUCGCACCUCUGUGUCUCUGUCCUGGAAGCCCAACCUUAACGCCGGAGCCACGCCCACCUCAUACGUCAUAGAGGCCUUCAGCCACGCGGCAGGGAGCAGCUGGCAGACCCUCGCCGAUCAUGUGAAAACCGAGAGUUUCGUCCUGAAGGGUCUGAGGCCGAGCGCCGUCUACCUGUUCCUGGUGAGAGCAGCCAAUGCGUACGGCCUGAGCGACCCAAGCCCUAUCAGCGAUGCUGUCAAAACGCAAGAUGUUCCACCAACAAGUCAAGGAGUCGAGCAUGGGCAGAUCCAGAGAGAGUUAGGAGAUGUUGUCAUUCACCUUCACAAUCCCACGGUCCUCUCUUCUUCUUCUGUGAGAGUCCAGUGGACGGUUGAGCAGCAGUCGCAGUAUAUUCAGGGAUACAAGGUGAUGUACCGUCCCUCCCCAGACGGUGCUCUACAGCGUGUGGAAUGGGCCGUGUUUGAGGUUCGAACCCUCGGGGAACACAGCACAGUCGUCACCCAGCUCAGGAAGGGCGUGACCUAUGAGUUUAAAGUACGACCUUUCUUCAAUGAGUUCCAAGGGACUGACAGCGAUGUCAAAGUGGCCAAGACCCUGGAGGAAGCGCCCAGCGCCGCUCCCAGGGGAGUCACUGUAACAGGAAGUGGAGACAACGGCACAGCUAUCCUGGUAUCCUGGCAACCGCCUCCAGAGGAGGAGCAGAACGGUGUGGUGCAGGAAUAUAAGAUCUGGUGCCUUGGAAAUGAAAGCCGCUAUCACAUUAACCGAACAGUGGACGGUACUACAUUUUCAGUUUUAAUUCCCGGCCUGGUCGUCGGGGUGCCGUACAGGUUGGAAGUGGCGGCCGGCACAGGGGCCGGCCCUGGGGUAAAGAGUGAGACCACCUUCUUUCAGCUGGAUUCAUCGGGCCGAAUGGUUUCUUCGCCUCUGGAUGUUGAAAACACCAUUUCUCAGCAGAUCUCAGACGUUGUGCGUCAGCCUGCGUUCAUCGCGGGCAUCGGCGCGGCGUGCUGGAUCAUUCUCAUGGUCUUUAGCAUCUGGUUGUACCGUCACCGCAAGAAGAGGAACGGACUCAGCAGCAGCUACGCUGGAAUCCGCAAAGUGCCCUCCUUCACCUUCACCCCCACAGUGGCCUAUCAGAGAGGAGGAGAGGCUGUCACCAGUGCAGGAAGGCCAGGUCUGUUGAAUAUGGGCGAACCGGCGACUCAGCCCUGGCUGGCGGACACCUGGCCCAACAGCUGCUCCAAUCACAACGACUGUACCAUCAACUGCUGCACAGGAAGCAAUGGAAACAGUGAUAGUAACCUGGCCACCUACAGCCGCCCAGCCGACUGUAUCGCCAACUAUGCCAACCAGAUGGACAACAAGGCCACCAACCUUCUGGCUCCAGACACGGGCCUCUACAGCGAUGUGGACCUUUCCAAUAAGAUCAACGAGAUGAAGACCUUCAACAGCCCCAAUCUGAAAGACGGACGUUUCGUGGGACCCGGAGGUCAACCGACGCCCUACGCCACCACUCAACUCAUCCAAUCCAGCCUGGCCAACAACAACAUGAACAGCAGCGGAGGAAGUGGAGGAGGAAGUGGAGAUCUCAACGAGAAGCAGAGCUGGAAGAGCAGCCAGGGAACUCCUCAGAAACAAGCCGACAUCAACGCGCCGCUCCAGUUUAACGUCAUGGAGCAAAACAAACUGAACAAGGACCACUACAGAGGUGAAGGCCCCAUCUCGGUUACCAUCCCCUAUAACCAGACCCAGGAGAGCCAUACAGGAGGAACCUACAGCAGCUCGGACAGAGGGAGCAGCACAUCUGGAAGCCAAGGGCAGAAGAAAGGGGGACGCACAACUAAACAGGCUAAACAGAACACAAUGAAUUGGGCUGAUCUGCUGCCCCCUCCUCCAGUCAAUCCACCCCUUUGCCAGGAAUAUACCCUCCCCAUUGAUGACAGUUACGACACAGAUCUGCAGUGCCCCAUGCCGCCCUCUCGCAUGUACCUGCAGCCUGAUGAGCUGGAGGAGGAAGAGGCGGAGCUAGAGCGAGGACCCACCCCUCCCGUGAGGGGUGCCGCCUCCUCUCCUGCCGCAGUCUCCUACAGCCACCAGUCCACUGCGACCCUCACCCCGUCCCCUCAGGAGGAGAUGCAUCCCAUGCUGCAGGACAACGCUGACCUACAUGAACGCAGGCGGCUCUUGGUAAGUCCUCCCCCUCCGCCACGCCCUCUCUCCCCUCCGCACACAUACGGCUACAUCUCCAGCCCGCUAGGCCUCGACACCGACGGACUGGAGGAAGAAGAAGAAGAAGAGGAAGGUGACGAGACGGAUGCAGAAGUGGCAAUGGUCCACCAGCACCACACCCACACUCACCAGCAGCACUUAGCCCAGCAGCGGGCUCUCCUGCGGGGCCUGGAGCAGACUCCCGCCUCAAGCACCUGCGAUCUGGAGAGUUCCGUCACCGGUUCCAUGAUCAACGGCUGGGGGUCGGCAUCGGAGGAGGACAACGCGUCGUCGGGCCGCUCCAGUGCCGUCAGCUCAUCGGAUGGGUCUUUCUUUACCGAUGCGGAUUUCGCUCAGGCCGUGGCGGCUGCGGCCGAGUAUGCCGGUUUACGAGUCGCAAAGCAUUCUGGGAAAGGCCAUCAUCAGCUGCCAGCAUCUGGAGCCGCACGGAAAUACCAAAACCUCCCACCGGGACAUCGUCCAGGCAGCCCAUUGUCCUCAGACAGUAACAUUAGCUCAGCCCCGGGUCAGAGGAGACCCUUAAAGAGACAGAAACAACAUCCGCCUGCUCAGACCGGCUACCAGCGCAGAGAGGCCUUCUCAGAGGAUCUCCCACCUCCUCCGAUUCCUCCCCCGGCCAUGCUGAAGUCUCCAACGCACCCGGCCAAAACCAUCCCAGAUGGGCCGCGGGGAGUCGUGUCCCCCAGGUCUAGUUCUGCUGAUGGCAAGGAUAGGCGAACAGGCCCGGGAGGACCCAGGCCCCGGGAUGGCUCAGACACCCGGACCAGCUCUUCAGAACGGCGCGAGGCCCAGGACCUACAGAGGGGUCCGAGAACAGCGAAGAGCAGUAAACAAGAUGCCGCUAAGAGCCGCCAGCACCAAGGUUCAGAGGACAUCCUACCGUACAGCCGUCCGUCUUUCCCAGCCGUCCACAGCCCUCGUGGAGAGAGAGACCCCAGCUCCUCCAGUUCACUGUCGUCUCGAGGGUCCGGAGGACGACGGAGAGGGGAGGUGGCUCCAGGGGCCCGCAGAAACCCUUCAGAUUUUGGCCUGAACGCCUUCCAGAUAGAAGGGGAUGAACUUGAGAUGGUGGAAAGCUGAAGAUCCAAAUAUUGUCGUCCAAUCAUCUUCAGCUACUAAUCGUCAGCGCAGCACGACCAUCUCGGCGGUAUCUUUACUGAAGACUACCGACCUUGAGUUACGUCACGUUUGAAAAACUGACCAAGCAUUAAUUCAUUUCUUUACCUAAUUUCAAUGUGCAUUAAAAGAAGAAAAAAGACACAGACACAGAGGAAAAAAUAAGGGUACAUUUGAGGGGCUAAAGGUUGAUUUAAUUCCAAUGCAAUAUGAUAAUGUGUCUGUUAGCUCCAGAAACCGAUUCACGGCUUUGUUCACCUCGGAAAGAAGGUCGUCAGUCAUCCGAUACUGUAACGAAACUUCAGGCACAAAGGGACGGACUGACAUGUACAUACACGUGUAUACAUAUCUAACUGUCUUUUUAUAAUCCAUUGUGGUACGUUAAAUUUGUCUUCCUUGGCUUAUUUGAAUAAUUUUAAAUGACACCAAUUAAUAUAAUUUUGUUUUAUAUCCUCCAUCCUGCUUGUAAAUUGUCAUAGUGUUUUAACUGCCCGGGAGAAGUGCCACAUUUUGAGAGUUAUUGUUUGUUUGUUUUUCGUAAUGCACUGUUAUUCUUUAUCGUCAUUGUUAAUGUUUGUCGUUCUAUGUUUGACUUUGGUUUUAAAAGCACAAUCACUAAACUUUAUUUUGAACCAUGUUAUCGAGUAACCUUUUUGUCUUACGCGAGGAGCUGGCAGGGCGGUACGACAAAAGGCCUUGUUUAACCUGUCGAUGUAGGUUAUGAGAAAUGAAACGAAAGGAUAAGCUGUUUACAAACGAGUGAAUGAAUAGAAACGAAUUCCUGCAUCCUCACCUUUGGCGUCUCUUCCAGAUUCUCAUUCCGGCGCCGUAUGACAGUCAGCCUGCAAAAGGGAAGAAACAAAAUUAACGCAGGAAUCUCUGCGCUUUCGUCAAAAUAAAAAAAAAACAUUCACGUAUGCACUUAAAGAGACAUUCGGAUACAGGAAGUGGGUGUCGGUUUGAGAAUCUGGAGUGGUGAUUGGCUGGCCGAGGGAUCAGUGUGUCGGUCACGCUCUAAAGGGAUGUGGAUGUGAGUGAUAAUUCAUUUGACAUCUGCAAGCAUUUGUUUCUUAAAACAAAAAGCAUAUAAAAAUGAAGAAAAAAAUAAAUCAAAAUGCUGAAAAUGA
Paramisgurnus dabryanus is the source of this 6818-nucleotide messenger RNA. RefSeq names its product roundabout, axon guidance receptor, homolog 1 (Drosophila) (gene robo1). Gene Ontology annotation, biological process: axon midline choice point recognition; Roundabout signaling pathway; axon guidance. The record is from RefSeq and is a predicted model, not a curated record. Gene Ontology annotation, molecular function: protein binding; axon guidance receptor activity. Lineage: Eukaryota; Metazoa; Chordata; Actinopteri; Cypriniformes; Cobitidae.